Messenger RNA from Onychostoma macrolepis, 4820 nucleotides. RefSeq names its product chondroitin polymerizing factor b (gene chpfb). Lineage: Eukaryota; Metazoa; Chordata; Actinopteri; Cypriniformes; Cyprinidae. The record is from RefSeq and is a predicted model, not a curated record. Bases 71 to 2386 code for a protein of 771 amino acids. The transcript has 4 exons. Gene Ontology annotation, cellular component: Golgi cisterna membrane. Gene Ontology annotation, molecular function: glucuronosyl-N-acetylgalactosaminyl-proteoglycan 4-beta-N-acetylgalactosaminyltransferase activity.
GAGCGACGAAAUUCCCCAGCCUCGUUCUGCUAAACGCAUCUCCUCAUUGUGCUGAGGAGCGACUGCAAGCAUGAGAAUUGCAAUGUUAGUGUCUCUCAUCAGGCCGACCGGGCCGAUUAUUGUGGGCAUCUCUCUGGGAUUCACUCUGAGUCUCCUCAGCGUCACCUGGGUGGAUGAGUCCUGCGACUCUGACUGGAUGGGAGCCGGCGACGAGAUGCUCAUAGGGCAGCCUGGGAGCUCGAAAGGGGCCCGUAAACCUAGUUCGAUAUCCACUGGCACAACUGACAACGGAAAUGUCGAAGAGGACUUUGAGCCCAGAAUAGUACCUUAUAACAAGCCUGCCCAGGAAGGUCCUCCAAAGAAAGUUUUCAGAGCCAAGUAUGCCAGCACAGAACUUGGAAUUCGUGAACGUCUCUUUGUCUCAGUAUUUACCUCCAAAACCACCAUAAGCACUUUAGCUGUGGCCAUCAACCGGACCCUUAACCACCACCUGGAUGGCCGGCUCAUCUUCUUUACAGGCACUCGCAAUCGUAAACUCCCUAAUGGACUCUUUGUGGUGGCCCAUGGUGACGAGCGUCCAGUUCCAAACAUGUUCCAAUCUGUCCGAUAUCUUCUAGAGCAUCACAUUGCUGAUUACGAUUGGUUCUUCUUCGUCCAGGAUGAAACCUACACCCAGCCGGAAAGGCUGAAGACCUUAGUAAGCCACCUGAGCAUGGACCUUCAGCUUUACAUGGGCCACCCUGGAGAGUUCAUUGGAGGUGAAACCCAGGGGAGGUACUGUCACAGUGGACCAGGAUUUCUGCUAUCCCGUGCUCUACUUCUGAAGCUCCAGCCUUUCUUGGAGCAGUGCAGGACUGACAUUGUAAGCAUCAGACCUGACGAGUGGCUCGGUCGCUGUAUCAUUGAUUAUGCUGGCAUGAGCUGUGUGGAGGAAUAUGAGGGCCUGAAUUAUAAUUAUUUUACAAUGGAAAACAAUAUGGACCUUUCCAGAAUGGGGAAUGAUGGAUUCCAGAAUGCUCUUACUGUUCAUCCUGUGACCAGUGCAGAACUUAUGUAUCGUCUGCACAAACAUUUCACAGAAAUAGAACUGCAGAAGACCUAUGAAGAGAUUGAAAAACUACAGUCUGAGAUAAAGAAUGUCAGUGAAUUAGCAGCGGAUGGAAACAAGAGUGCUUUGUGGCCCAUCGGCAUCACACCUCCCUUUGAACCCAAGAGCCGUUUUGAGGUACUCCGUUGGGACUACUUUACGGAAGAUAACCUUUUCUCCUGCGUGGACGGUGCCCCUAAAUGCCAGCUCAAUGGUGCUGAUCGUGAUGACGUGACUGACGUCAUCAAGGUCGCUGUUGAAGAGCUCAACAAAAAAUACAACCCUUUUGUACAGCUGAGCGCUCCACGGCUGGUGAGCGGUUACAGGCGCUUGGAUCAUACACGAGGGAUGGAGUACACCUUGGACCUGCAGUUCCAGGCCACGACUGAGUCUGGUCACCAGAAAUCUAUCGCACGUCGUGUACACCUUGUGCGACCCCUCAGCCAAGUAGAGAUUAUCCCCAUGCCUUAUGUCACCGAGGCUACACGAGUCCAUGUCCUCCUGCCCCUCACCAGUUAUGACUCCCAUGCAGCGCUGCGCUUCUUGGAUCACUGUUCCUCCAACUUGUUUGAGAACGGUGAGAAUGCAGUUCUUAACGUCCUCUUCACCUACGAACCCGCCGAGGCCCAAAAAGUGAGUACAAAUGACGUCUUUGCAGAGGUCAAGGCUAAGAUCACUUCUGUCGAGCACAGAUAUCCCAGCGUGAAGGUGUCUUGGAUCAGCAUAAAGACAGAAAGUCCGGGUCUCCUGCGGAUCCUGGAUAUUGUAUCUAGGAAGCAUCCGGUGGAAACACUCUUCCUCCUGGUCACCGUUGACACUGUACUCAACUCAGAGUUCUUGAAUCGCUGUCGUAUGAAUGCCAUCAGUGGCUGGCAGGUUUUCUUUCCCAUCCAUUUCCAAGAAUUUGACCCCAGUGUGGCUUAUCCAGACCAGGUUCCUCCGGCUUCACCAGACCUGGUCAGGGAAGCAGGUCAGUUUGACCGAUACAUCUUUGAAGAGGUGUGUUUCUACAACUCUGACUACAUGUCCUCGCGCACACGGAUGUCUGGGGAUUUGCAGGAGAAUGAGGAGCUGCUGGAGAACCUGGAUCUUUAUGACGUGUUUGUGCAGUAUUCGGGGCUGCACGUGUUCCGUGCCGUCGAGCCUGCUUUGCGGCAGGCGUACCGCAACCGGACCUGCGAUCCUCGGCUUAGUGAGGACGUGUUCCACCGCUGUCUUCAGAGCAAUCUGGAGAGCCAGGGGUCACGUUCCCAGCUCGCCAUGCUGAUAUUUGAACAAGAGCCAGGUAACAGCACCUGAGGAGCUUCCAAAGAAGCAACAGUGGGGUAACUGUAGACUGGCUGACCGCUAGCAGCACUCCUUGUCCAUUUUAACAUCUGUCAACCAGUUCUCUAGUAAAAUCUUACUGAAACCAAAGAGAAAUGUUCUGAAAGGAACAUUCUGUGACAUUCAACAAGAAAUGUCUAGAGACAUCUUUUUCGUGAGCACUUGACUCACAACUGUAAUUGCACUACAAAAAACUUCUUUCACUGUGCUUUUCUGAGUAAUUUUAGAAUUUUGUGUUGCGGCACGUUUCAUGUUGCUGCCUCAUUAGGAUGAAUUGCCAUCGUUUUUGGAUUCCUCAUUGGUAAAUGUAAUUAACCUUACAGACUGGUGGAGUUAAGCCCAUAGUAUACUUCAGUUCUGACAGAUGCUAGCAUAUGCGUACAGCCAAACUCCAUAGCCUUUCAAAGUAUACUUCAUUUGAUAGCAUGCGUGAACACGUUUUAACUUUGUCCAGUGUCUGUGCUAUUUCUCCCCAGAAAUUGACAGCUAAAAAAUGUCUUUAUAAUUACUUAAACUAGAAUUGUGGGUAUCUCUUAACCCCCUCACACAAGCGCUCGUCAUUGCAGGCAUCUGUUGUUGUUCCCUUCUCCAGUAGUUCGUUGUUCUUGUUGUUGAUCUGUCUUCACCUUUUUUCGACUGUGAAACAAAUGGCCCGGGCCAGUGUUGCCACCUUGUGGACAAACUAAUUAAUGCAAAAAAUCCAAGGUGCAUGUGCAAGGCAAGCAUACAGAGUUAAUGUGGUUAGAAAUAUCUGCCAGUGUACAUACAGUAUGCAGAUACUAGACUACAACAGCCGAGUUCUUUAAGUAAAAACUCUUAAUAAUCUCCAUGGGGAAAUCGAUUUUGAGGAUAACUUUUAAACCUUUAAAAAAACAUCUAUACAAAUUUGAACUUAUUUUAAAAAUAAUCAUGUGGAAUCAGCAGAAUUUGUGCUGAAAAACUACAUUACCCAUAAUGCAGUAUAGAAAAGUCCACCAAUCAGAGAAUCUAACAUUGAGUCCUCUCUCUAUGCUCUCAUAAAACUGAAAUAUUUGCGUAUAUAUACAUAUUUUACAGUAAACUUAAAAUAUAUAGUUUCUAUUGAAUUAAACAACAACAACAACUUUUAAUGAAUAUUGAUAUUUUUUAAUUCAUGUCAUUCGGUAUGCUUCAUGGGAUUGUAAUUCAUUCCCUCACUAAAGCCGCUAUAUAGGUGUUGUAUGUGUUUGUCUUUUUGUCUGAUUUUCAAAUACUUUUAGCUUCAAAUGAAGUUUGUAAUGUUGGGAUUCACCCUGUAGUGAGUUGACUUUGUUCAUGGCUUAUAGCGCUUUACCGAAAAGUUUUUUUUUAAAUCCAUAUGGGAAAAAUGUAUCUUAUCUAUGAUUAAAUUUAUGUCACGUACACUGUACGCAUAGCAUGUUUCCCUCCCCCCAAACCAGUACAGCACAAACCCCACCCAAAGCCAAUUCUAAAAAUGUAUCCAUUUUAAUCCAUCCAUUAUAUUUACGUUUAAACUGAACUGAAUCCAUGAAGUCUUGUUGAAGGUUUUGUGCUAAACUGUUUUAGGGAAAAAUGAAUGCUUAUGAAUAUACACUAUACAUUCACAUAAAAACAAAGUAUACUUGGGGAUAGUGAUGGAGCUGAGAAAGAGAAUGUGAAUAGAUUGUUUUUUGCUUUUUUUCAGUAAUUGUAGUGAAAGGAUUUGCUUUGCAUUUUUAUUGUGUCUGCAGCUGAGGGAAGAGAGGAUAAAGUAUGUUUACAACAAUACUGGACAGUUCAGAAAGGGCGAAUGUAUAAAGCUAUUUCCACAAUGUAUUUUGCAUUAUUCCAGUUUUCUGAAUCCACCCAUGUUAGAAAUACAUUCCAGUAUUCCACCCACACUUCCUUUUCCUGUGAGCUGUGGCUGUCUGGGACAACCUAACUAUAUUGUCCAUGUAAAAAUCUGUGCCUUUAAAUCUGCUCCUUCACAGUGAAAUGCUUCUCAUCUAUGCAACUAACAAACAAAUGAACACACAAACACUUUUUUAGUUUUGUUUUGUUUUGCACAUAAACCAAAUAUUUAAGAAUAUUUAUAAUGUCAAAAUUAUGUUUAGGUGGUUUGUUUGUUUUUUCCUUCCUUUUAAAUUUUUUUUUUACAAAAAGAUGUUUGUGAGCAGAGUACCUGGUGUUGGGCUCUGUGGAACUGACAUGCUAUAAUGAGAUUAUAGAGUUAGUGCAUCACACUGCAGAUGUUUACAGUGUGUGCCGUUCUGCUGCUAACAGAAAUGGUUACAGAUGAAGAGCUUAAGAGGCUCUAAUUCUAUUUGUUGAAAGUGUGUCAAUGUACAUUUUCAUAAUUAUUAUUAUUAUUAUUAUGUGAUCACAACCUAUUUGCUCACAACUUGGAUUACAGACAUUAUCAUACCCAUGAGAUAUUUUGUUAAAAUAA